Messenger RNA from Betta splendens (Siamese fighting fish), 992 nucleotides. RefSeq names its product olfactory receptor 52E2-like. The transcript has a single exon. NCBI's taxonomy places the organism in Eukaryota, Metazoa, Chordata, Actinopteri, Anabantiformes, Osphronemidae. The record is from RefSeq and is a predicted model, not a curated record. Bases 1 to 930 code for a protein of 309 amino acids. Gene Ontology annotation, molecular function: olfactory receptor activity; G protein-coupled receptor activity. Gene Ontology annotation, cellular component: membrane. Gene Ontology annotation, biological process: G protein-coupled receptor signaling pathway.
AUGGACACGGCGUACAACACAUCAUCGUUUUUAGUGCUAACUGGCUUUGAUCUCCCUCCUGAAAGCACCACUGCCACGUUUCUCUUCGCAGCCCUCGGCUACAUGAUCAUACUGUUCUGCAACGUCACUCUGAUCCUCGCCAUUGUACUGAACAAGUCUCUGCACCAGCCCAUGUACCUAAUUCUGCUGAACCUUCCUAUCAAUGACCUAAUAGGCUCCUCGGCCCUCUUUCCACAGGUUAUUAAAGAAAUCCUAACCAACAGCAGGACGAUGCACUACUCCGCUUGCGUCGCCCAAGCCUUUUUCAUCCACAUCUAUGCAGCGGGUUCGGUGUUUAUUCUCACUGCUAUGGCGUAUGACAGAUACACUGCCAUAUGUUUGCCUCUGAAAUACAAUACUGUUAUGACUAACGCUCACAUUAUGAAGCUAAUCACAUUUGUGUGGGUGUCUGUUCUAUGCCUUAUAAGUGUGCUUUUUGUGUUGCUUUUGCGUUUACCCCGCUGUCGAUCUUUAAUGACAAACCCCUACUGUGAUAAUCCAUCUUUGCUGAGUCUGGUCUGUGCUAAUACAACUGUCAAUAACAUUUACGGGCUAUUCAUCAGCGCCAUUUCCCAGGUGAUAUCUAAUGGAGUCAUUCUUUACACAUAUCUCCACAUACUGGUCGCAUGCUACAGAUCUAAAAGACAAGACACCAAAACCAAAGCUCUGCAGACAUGCGCUACACAUCUAAUUGUUUUCCUCCUGCUGGAGUGUCUGGGGCUCUUCACUAUCAUCUCAUACAGGAUGCAGGACAUUUCACCACAUGUGAGGAGACUCCUGGGCUUAUCGACAAUCAUUUUCCCCCCAACACUGAAUCCAAUCAUAUAUGGCCUGAAAACAAAAGAAAUCAGAGAGAAAUUUUGUUUAUUUCUAGGAAUAAGGUCUUUUUGACUCAACUGUGUUUUUUGUUGCAAGUUUUACUUGUUUACAAAUCCUCUCUACUAAAUACUUUC